Molecule: messenger RNA, 3312 nt
Organism: Eriocheir sinensis (Chinese mitten crab)
Lineage: Eukaryota; Metazoa; Arthropoda; Malacostraca; Decapoda; Varunidae
Product: probable G-protein coupled receptor Mth-like 3
Exons: 8
Coding region: 398-2800 (800 amino acids)
Biological process (GO): G protein-coupled receptor signaling pathway; cell surface receptor signaling pathway
Cellular component (GO): membrane
Molecular function (GO): G protein-coupled receptor activity
Source: RefSeq, a predicted model, not a curated record
AUGGCAGCGAGCGAGGUAAGGAGGAGGUUAGGGAGUGCGCCCUCACCUCGCCUCGGCUCAGUCCGGCUUGGCAGUUCAUUGCGAGCCACCUGAGGGGUCACGUCCUGCCACUCUCCGUGCCACCUAGGGAGCAGAACCCGCGGGAGACUCAGCCCGAAUCCUGUGCGCACUAAAACGACGGACAUAGUGAUUGAUUGAUAGACAUAGUGCUACAGCUGCAUGGUGGUCUUUUGGACUUUCGUUGCUGGUCUGUCCCUGUGUAUAAGUCUGAAAAAUAUUUAAAUUCCUUUGCCAAUUGUGCAUGAAAGGAUGUGGAGUAUGUUCAAGUGAUACAACGAUGUGAGAGGCUGUGAUCUUCCUCUGGACGAACGAGAGUACAACGGACAGCGAGGCAGUGAUGAGGGUGCUAGUGGUGCUGGCGGUGCUGGUGCUUCCUGGGCUGGUGUGUGGACAGGGACACUCUUUAGAUUACGAAUACAUUCCGCACAAGGACGAGCAUUUCCCGUCACGAGCAAGGACAAACCUAGCACCCAGACCCCGGGCUCAGGUCGAAUAUAAUGCUACUAUACAAAAGUGUCGAUGUGGUGCUAACAGAGCGUGGAGCGGCUCGGGCUGCUCCCUGGCAGAGCAGAGUUACGUGGCUGUGAUGGACGAAAGCACGCAACAAGCUAGUGCGUCUCCAACUGAUGCAUUUCGGGUGAGGGUCGAGGCAGCUCCAUGCUCCCAGAACCAAGUGAAAGUUACUUUGGUUCCGAGUCGUGACUACUCUAACCAAUUCUCCCUCCUCCCGAACGGUUCGUUGUACUGGCAGGCGCUGGCCUACGAGCACUACUGUUUUGACCAUACGCUCGACAGUGAAGGAAAAAUGUCCUGGGAGGCCGACGUGUGUCUCUCGCCACCAGCCGUUCCCCGCUGCUGCCACAGUCUGGCCAUCGGUUCAGACGGCUCCUGCAACGCCUACCCUCAUCAGUCCUUCUCGCCCCCUGUCAUGCUGAGAGAACAAGUGCUGCAGUGGCCGGGUGAUGUGCCGGAGAGGGCCGUGAGCGUGACAUGUGCAAAGUACGAGAAACUCUUGAAUCUUUCGCUGAACACGAGCCAGACACAUCUUACGUACGCGUCAGGAGGCGUGUCCUUGGCGUGGUCUCCGGGAGACUCCUCGCAGAGAAACGAAGGAGAAGGGUUUUGUGUUGCGCCAGACGUGAAUAAAGGGAUAUAUAAUGUAUCAGUCUGUUACGAGGACCAAAUAGCCAUCUACGAGCAGCAAUGCAACAGUGUCACCUGUGUACGGAAGUGUUGUCCCGAGGGAGAAAUCAUGCACGGGGUAGAGUGUGUGCCUGCCGGAGGCUCCUUCCUGUGGCGGCCGGCCUUCACGGAUGCCAAUGACCACGUAUCCAGAGUCGAGCCUCCGAGUGACUUGUCCUACCUUUACGGAGUGCCGACCCAUUGCCAGUUGUUCCUGUUGAAUCCUGAGGCUGCCGAGGACACAUUUCUUCUGCUAAACAAUGGAAACCUGUUCCUUCCUCGCGAUGUGGGAGCCGAUGAGAGCUACCCGCCAACCCACUAUUGCAUCGACAACUUUGUAAGCCAGGACAAGGCCGUAGAAAAAGCUCUCGCCUGUUUCGGCUUGGAGCCUGCUCAGCCCGUGUGCUCGGCGAUUAAGGAGAGCCUGUACCCGAUCCUGCUGCUGGUGUCGAGCGCGUUCCUCGGCAUCACCCUCGUCGUGUAUAUCGGCGUGCCGGACAUCAGGGACAAACUGCACGGCCGCUGCCUCAUCUCGCUCGUGGCCGCCCUCUUCGUUGGCUACACGCUGCUGGCCACAACAAGGCUGGCGGCUGGCACGCUGUCAACGUCAGCCUGUUUCUUCCUAGCCUUCGUCAUGCACCUGAGCAUCUUGGCGGCCUUCUUCUGGCUCAACGUGAUGUGCUUCGACAUCUGGAGGACGCUCAGGAAGACGCGGACUGCGGCGGACGGUGGGCUGCGCCGCUUCCUGCUGUACUCGCUGUACGCGUGGGGCUGCCCGCUGCUGCUCGCCAGCGUGGCCGUCAUCGUGGACAAGAAUGCCACCUCGGAUAACAUCAUACGACCCAACAUCAGCAAAUACUGUUGGUUCAACGGCCAGGAGGCGCACUGGGCCUACCUCUACGGCUGGGUGCUGGUGCUCGUGCUGGCCAACAUCGUCUUCUUCGGGUUGGUGGCGUCGAUCCUCUGCCGCGCCCAGAACGACCCCCACCUGACGCGGAGCCGUGAAUACAACCGGGAAAGGAUGUGGCUGUACGUGAAGCUGUUCCUGGUGAUGGGCGUGACGUGGCUGGCGGAGGUGAUAUCCUGGCAGACCGGCGUGUGUGGAGCCCUGAUCGUGACGGACACCCUCAACGCGCUGCAGGGCUUCAUCAUCUUCGUGGUGUUCGUCUGCAAGAGGACGACUCUCCGGAAGGUUCAGGCCAGGUGGGGCGUGUGCUGCGGGCGGGCCGGCAAGGUGGUCAGAGGCCCCCUCACCACCCUGACCUCGCUCUCCUCCUCCAAAAGGGACAGCAGCCGAUCCUAUUCGCCUUCCACUAAACGGUCUUCCACGGCGUCUGGUGUAAACGCACGCAACGCCGCCACCCCCUUGCCCCUCCAGACCCUUCAGGAAGCCCCCAACGAGACCUCUGAUGCCUCUCCCAGGACGGUUGAGGAAGGAGCUACAGUGAUUCCGAGGACUUGCCAGGAAAGUGAUACUGAAGGAGGAAAGGUCGAAGAGACGACGCCCUUGAAGAUAGAGGAGCCAACAUCGCCGCUCGAAAAUCAUAGUGAUAAAUAAGAAACAGCUUCCUAUAACGUGUCAAUGUGUUCUUUAUCCAACAACUCGACAACUCGCAAUGUCUCGUGCUUAGUCAGUGAGUCUUCUAUGUGAUGUUUUUUUGCCUUGAGUGUCUACCCCGUCUAGUCCAGCAUGAUGGAUAUGAUAGCAACGGUACCAGAUUGUCGUACUUAGCCGGUUAUAUUUCCCGACUUCCUACCCCCAAACUGUCUUCUGGGCUCCAAUAACGAAAUUAAUUUAUAGUUUUCGUUAAAAGAGUUAGAUUCUGAUGUUUCUUGGCAAUAGUUAGGCGUCAGAAACAGGUAAAUACUAUGCUCUGAGUACGACAAUCUGGCAACGGUGAUGAUGAGUCUGUCUUCGCCGAUGUUACCUCCCUUUUCCCGUCGCUGAUGUUAUUUCUCUUUAUUUUUUCUGUUCGACUUCGUUUGUUACUGUAAAUAACCACGCCGAAUAUAAUUUGAGGUAUUCUUAAGUACUGUGAUGAUUUUGCUAUAGUAAAGGUACAAUUUUUC